Molecule: messenger RNA, 990 nt
Organism: Papaver somniferum (opium poppy)
Lineage: Eukaryota; Viridiplantae; Streptophyta; Magnoliopsida; Ranunculales; Papaveraceae
Product: 1,2-dihydroxy-3-keto-5-methylthiopentene dioxygenase 2-like
Exons: 7
Coding region: 138-728 (196 amino acids)
Molecular function (GO): acireductone dioxygenase [iron(II)-requiring] activity
Source: RefSeq, a predicted model, not a curated record
CGUUGGCUACCUGGCGAAUCACACCAUUUAAAAAGUGGCUCUGGCGCUGGGCAAUAAAUGAAAAAAUCUUCAGAGCAAGAAAGAAUCUAGUUUCGUACUGUAUCUUGUUUUUUCAGAUAGAAGAAGAAGAUUCGAUCAUGGAGGAUUCAAGGGCAAAAGUCAUUCAGGCAUGGUACAUGGAUGAGAGUGAUGAAGACCAAAGACUUCCUCAUCACCGUGAACCCAAGGAAUAUGUGUCGUUUGACCGACUUAAUGAACUUGGAGUCCUUAGCUGGAAUUUAGAUGCAGAUAACUAUGAGACUGAUGAGGAACUCAAGAAGAUUCGUGCAGAACGCGGAUAUACCUAUGUGGACUUCUGCACUGUGUGCCCAGAAAAGAUGCCAAAUUAUGAUCAAAAGAUAAAGGACUUUUUCGAAGAACAUCUUCACACCGAUGAGGAAAUCCGGUACUGUGUGGAUGGAAGUGGGUAUUUCGAUGUCAGGGAUGAGAACGAAAAGUGGAUUCGCGUCUGGGUAAAGAAAGGGGGAAUGAUUGUACUGCCUGCAGGAAUGUACCACCGUUUUACUCUCGAUACCGACAACUACAUUAAGGCAAUGCGACUCUUUGUUGGUGAACCAGUGUGGACUCCAUACAACCGUCCUCACGACGAGCUUCCUGCUAGGAAGGAGUAUCUGGACACUUUCAUAAACAAAGAAUCUGGUAACCAUGCUGUCACUGCUGCAACUUGAAUAUUCAUUUCAUUACCCUUUCUAAUCUUCUUAAUAAUGUAAUACCCUAUGGAUGGAGUAUUACCACCAGUUGUAUGGCGUGUAUGUUUAUGAAUACCACAUUGGGGUUGUGAAGAUCCAACUGUUCUUUGAUCAGCUGGACUAUAUAUAUGAGCUUAAUUACUUCACAAGAGCUCCUGUGUGUCUUGUCUGGUUUAAUAAUAUAAGUAUGAGUUACUUAUGUGUCCUUAAUUUUAAAUAAAUCUGUUUGCAUUUUACCUCA